CGUCGUGACGCAGACCGGAUGUGUCGUGAAUAAAACUUCCUCAUUUAUUUACGCCGUUGACGUAAUCUUACACAUGCGCAGUGAGUCCGGGGCUUCUUUCUGCUGCACUACUGGGCUGGCGCAUCUGGCUAGCUAGCUGAUCAUUUAAGAUGGAUGUGUUCUUAAUGAUCCGGCGUAACAAGACCACCAUCUUCACAGAUGCUAAGGAGUCCACCACAGUCUACGAACUCAAGCGUAUAGUAGAGGGGAUUCUAAAGAGACCACCUGAAGACCAGCGGCUAUACAAAGACGACCAGUUGCUAGAAGACUGCAAAACUCUCGGGGACAGCGGCUUCACCAACCAGACCGCCAGACCUCAAGCGCCGGCUACCGUCGGUCUAGCCAUCCGAGUCGGCGACGAGAUGUUUGAGCAGCUGCACAUCGAGGCCUUCUCCAGCCCCCCGGAACUCCCCGAUGUGAUGAAACCUCAGGACUCGGGCAGCACCGCCAACGAGCAGGCCGUGCAGUGACACGCGUGCAAAUGGACGAACGGCCGUCAAGAAGUAGUAGGGUGGAGGAUAUGUAGUGUCAUUUCAGUUUGUUCGACGUGGGCACGACGGGAAACCGCACCCGUCCACGUUAGCUUCAUGCUAUCAUCGCCUCUCCCUCUUGUUCGAAUUCACCUGUCAGGUUUUUAGGUAGUUUCCUCACUUUCGAAAGUGUGAAUGUGUGUCUGAGUCUAAUUUGAUGAAUAUUCAGGGGAAAAGUGAAGGUGUAGUCCUUUAUUAUUAUUAUUUUUAGAAGCAACCUGCAUGGUGAGUAAAUGCGCAACUGCAUGACAGAGGGCUUGAUCCGCACACAAACGAAUGACCCGGUUUAGUUAGCUAGCGUCGUGUCUUCCGGUUUUGUCGGAAAUUAUUUUUCUUGAAAGUUAUUGUUUUGGGGGGGGGGGGGGGGGGGGGGUCAUCACUGUGUCGCUUCUUUGUACCCGUUUCAUUUCCUGAGACCAAAGGACACCAGAGAAAUGUUCUUUUGCGGGAUUUGUGCCACAAACUUUUCAUGUCAUCGGCACCUUUCCCCACCAAAAAAAAAAAAAAUCCUGUAACUGUGAGCUUGCUUAAUUAAAGGUUUUCCAUUUUUGUUUUGUUUUUUAA
Messenger RNA from Corythoichthys intestinalis (scribbled pipefish), 1133 nucleotides. Its product is annotated as elongin-B-like. Lineage: Eukaryota; Metazoa; Chordata; Actinopteri; Syngnathiformes; Syngnathidae. The transcript is spliced from 4 exons. Gene Ontology annotation, cellular component: VCB complex; elongin complex. The coding region runs from base 150 to 509 and encodes 119 amino acids. Gene Ontology annotation, biological process: transcription elongation by RNA polymerase II. The record is from RefSeq and is a predicted model, not a curated record. Gene Ontology annotation, molecular function: protein binding.